CAAACAUUUCCGUAAUCUACCGCUUUCCUCGUUUUAGAGUUAUUUCUGGGGUUUUUUUUACCGAACGACAGCAUGGUGGAAGGUCCGGGCUGCACGUUAAACGGAGAGAAACUCCGCUCCAGAGUGAAAAAGGGCCAGAAGGUGAAAGAAAUCCGAGGCGGCGGACUGAAAACUACAAACGACGCUUUCCGCUGUUUCCUCGGCUGCCAGUUCACCCACGUCCAAACCCUGGGAAAGGAGCUCUUCAUGUACUUUGGUCCGAGAGCUCUCAGGAUCCACUUCGGGAUGAAUGGAUCCCUGCGUAUAAACGCCGCCGAGCGGCGGGACCGGACGGGCUCGGCCCCGGUGCUGGAAAUACGCCUCACCGACGACACGGUGCGCUUCUUUGACAGCACGGUGGAAAUCAGGCUGACGGAGGACUGCGAGCAGAGGGUGGAGGCCACGGAGAGCCUGGACCUGUGCUCCUCCAGGUUCAGCGCCUCCCGCUGCGAGCGGGCCGUGAGGAGCCAGGGCGGCAGGAUGCUGUGCGACGUCCUGCUGGACCAGGCCGUCAUGCCGGGAGUGGGGAACAUCAUCAAGAACGAGGCCCUGUUCGACUCCGGCCUCCAUCCGGCCGUCAAGGUUCGGCAGCUGACAGACGAGCAGAUCCGCCACGUGGUGAAGAUGACUCGAGACUUCACUCUCCUGUUUUACAAGUGCCGUAAGUCCGGCUCCCCUCUCCACAAACACUUCAAAGUCUACAAGCGUCCCCGGUGCGGCCGCUGCUCCCACGCCACCACCGCCUGCCGCCUCGGGGACAACGGCAGGAUGACGUACCUGUGUGAGAGCUGUCAGAGCGGAGAUCCCAGCACGCUCGACGUCAGUAAGCUCCCCGUCAGGAACCCCCUGAUCGGCUGGGCCGGCGGCGGGAGCGGCGCCGACGCCGCCGUGGCCCGGGAGGAGGAGGAGGACUGGGCCUGCCGCCUCUGCACGCUGGUCAACCGGCCGGCGGCGAGCGCCUGCGACGCCUGCCUCACUCCCAGACCCGCCGUCAGCAGAGACGCGGCGGCGCCGUCCUCCACGCCGCUGAUCCGAUACCCCUGCAACGCCUUCAGGAAGCCACCGGAGGCGCCGAGAGUCAACUGGAGGUCUGCGUUCGGGACUUCCACCCUCGUUCUCUCCGACUUGAGCGAGAAGCCGAAGCCUAUAAACCCGCUGCCGCUCUCCUCAGCCGACAGCCGCUCCAAUUCCUUGGCGGCGGAGCGCGGUUUGUAUAACUACGGCGUCUGCCAAGGGACAACAAGCCCCAAUUCUGCCUCCGGCGGGGAAUCGCCGGCCUCCUGCGGUCAGCCGUCCAAGAAAAUGAGAAUGGAUCACAGUCCCGCUCCCAGCAGCGGCGCCGCGGACGGAGGCCUCCACUCACGGAUGGCGGCGGAGCGGCCCGCGGACCCGGGUCCCAGCGCUCCUCGCUGUGCGUCGCACCGCCGUCCAGCUGUUCUCCGAGUGGUCCACAAGGACGGCGAGAAUAAAGGACGCCGCUUCUACGCCUGCUCGCUCCCCACGGGGACCAGAUGCAACUUCUUUGAGUGGGCAGACCUGCACUUCCCCCUCUGUCACCACGGGAGACGCUGCCUAAUGAGGACGGUUCUGAAACUAGGACCCAACAACGGCAGGAAUUUCUACACCUGCGGCUCGGCGAGGGGGAAGCAGUGCGGCUUCUUCCAGUGGGCGGCGGACGGACCCGGCGUCUGACGGCUCCCCUGCAAAUGAAGCUACACAGCCUGGUCAUCUGAUGUCUUCAUAUAAAUAAAAGGUCUAUUAAUAAUAUGACGUUCAAUUUAUUGGAGAGUUUCUGAUGAGUGAUACACAAAGUUCGGCUUUCGUCUUAGCUGGUUGUUAUUACUGCGCUACUGCCAGGUUUAUUUUCUACAUGUCAGCAGAUGUU
This is a messenger RNA of Salarias fasciatus (jewelled blenny), 1924 nucleotides long. It is a transcript of the gene neil3, whose product is annotated as nei-like DNA glycosylase 3. The record is from RefSeq and is a predicted model, not a curated record. Gene Ontology annotation, molecular function: damaged DNA binding; DNA N-glycosylase activity; DNA-(apurinic or apyrimidinic site) endonuclease activity. NCBI's taxonomy places the organism in Eukaryota, Metazoa, Chordata, Actinopteri, Blenniiformes, Blenniidae. The transcript is spliced from 10 exons. Gene Ontology annotation, cellular component: nucleus. The coding region runs from base 73 to 1731 and encodes 552 amino acids. Gene Ontology annotation, biological process: base-excision repair.